Molecule: messenger RNA, 840 nt
Organism: Anopheles maculipalpis
Lineage: Eukaryota; Metazoa; Arthropoda; Insecta; Diptera; Culicidae
Exons: 1
Coding region: 1-840 (279 amino acids)
Biological process (GO): sensory perception of smell
Molecular function (GO): odorant binding
Source: RefSeq, a predicted model, not a curated record
AUGCGUGCCGUAUCAUCAGCCGGCGGAAUUUUCGCUCGACCCGCUCAACAAUCGCAUUCAACCAACCUGACCAGAAGUAUAAAACUACCCAGACACCGUACCGAUCAGUACAGUAGGUUGAGCCACUUCAUUCCAGGAUAUUUCGGUGCGCGCGCACACGUCUCACGUUUCGAGCAAACACACAGGAGAAAAAUGACCACCAAAUCGCUUGUGAGCGUCGCGUUGGUUGCCAGCAUUUUGGUAGCCUGUGUGAGUGGAUUCCACAUGCCGCAGUUGCAUGCGCCCAAGUGCAGUCACAAGGUGCACCCGGUAGUGCAGCAUCAUCCGGUCGUACCGUUGGUGCAUCAUCCCGUCGUACAGCACCACGAACCUGUGUCCGUUCCGGUAGAGGUAGUCAAGCACACGAGUGCCAGCUUCCGGCCCGCUUCCUUCCUUGAGCUGCUCGAGAUCGUACUCGAUUGCUUCAACACGCUGCGCAUUCCGCUGCAACGGUUCCCAUCGUACCUGUCCGGUAUCUUCCCGGAUGAUGCGGAAACCAAGUGCUUCCUGCGCUGUAUGGCGAUCAAGCUUGGUGUGUACUGUGACGAAGCGGGUGCCGAUCUUGACCGUCACUGUUUGCAGUUUGGACUGGGUGAGUGUUGCGAGAACUUUGCCAACCGGCAUCUGGUCUGUCUGCAGCAAAACUCUCUUCCCUGCCCGGAUCGGUGCACGGCUGCAUACAAGCAGGAGCUCUGCUUCCAGGAACCGAUCGCCAAAUAUCUGGACUACCACUUCCACGAGCUGGUUGGGCUGUUGCAUCAGGCCAAGUGCAGCCACGAUCUAAAAAUGCUGCACCCUUAG